Schizosaccharomyces osmophilus is the source of this 741-nucleotide messenger RNA. RefSeq names its product SBDS family ribosome assembly protein Sdo1 (gene sdo1). NCBI's taxonomy places the organism in Eukaryota, Fungi, Ascomycota, Schizosaccharomycetes, Schizosaccharomycetales, Schizosaccharomycetaceae. Gene Ontology annotation, biological process: ribosome biogenesis; cytosolic ribosome assembly. The record is from RefSeq and is a predicted model, not a curated record. Bases 1 to 741 code for a protein of 246 amino acids. The transcript is spliced from 2 exons.
AUGGGAGCUAUAAAUCAACCUGUAGGACAAAUUCGAUUGACAAAUGUAUCUGUUGUGAAAUAUAAAAAAGGUGGAAAACGUUUCGAAAUCGCUUGUUACAAAAACAAAGUGACGGAAUGGAGAAACAAAAUUGAGACGGACCUUGACGAAGUUUUACAAAUUCAUAAUGUAUUCAGCAAUGUCUCUAAAGGUCAUGUUUCCAGCAAAAACGACCUGAAAAGUGCUUUUGGCACAGAUGAUGUAGACGCUAUUAUCUUGGAAAUUUUACAAAAGGGUGAUUUUCAAGUUGGUGAUAAAGAAAGAAGCCACCAGAUGUCUUCUACUUAUCGUGACAUUGUUUCGCAUGUUACUCUCAUGUGCGUUGACCCUAACACCCGCCGUCCUUAUCCUGCAUCCAUUAUUGAGAAGGCUAUUUCAGACUGUGGAUUUUCUGUUUCUAGCAAGAGCGCUAAGUCUCAAGCAUUAGAAGCGAUUCGUAAGCUUCAGGAGAAGGGAGAAAUUCCAAUUGUGCGUGCUCGUAUGCGUAUCCGUGUUGUCAUCGAUAUCAAGCAAGGAAAGCCUUUGCGUGAAAAAAUUCGUUCUUUGGCAGAUGAGGUUGAAGAAGAAAAUAUGGACGACGAGUAUGAGUGUGUUGCUCUCGUCCUUCCCGGGAAUUACAAAACGCUAGACGAGCUUAUUCGCAAUGAAACAAAGGGCCGUGGUAUGGUGCAGCUUUUGGAUAUGAACGAGUCAAGGGCAUAG